Messenger RNA from Knipowitschia caucasica, 798 nucleotides. Lineage: Eukaryota; Metazoa; Chordata; Actinopteri; Gobiiformes; Gobiidae. The record is from the annotation of a GenBank genome assembly.
AUGAGUGCGCAGCCUAAACACCCACCAGGAAACGGCCACUUUGGGCCAAUUGAACAGAGCACAGAGCUGGUCCUCCACUGUCAAUCACAGGCCUCCUACCUUCCUCUUUCCCCAUCACUGCUCACCCAAACUCUGCUGCUGAUCCUGGGUCUAGACCUCCAUCAAACUCUGCACUCCCACGGAAAUGGGGCGCUGUCCUCGCUGCAGCAGCUGGAACUCGGCUGUUCACAUCUGCAGCAGCUGUUUCACCUGACUCAACAGCAGCGCUUCGACCACGAGCCGCUCGAACUCCGCGGGAGGACCAUCCAUCUGGACCCCAACUCCUACAAUCCCGCGGGACCGACCCCAGAUGUGGACACAGGAGUAAAUCUGAGGCAGAGACGGAGCGCGGCUGACGUCAUGCAAACGGUCAGCAGCGGUCAGCACGCAAGCCUUACACACCAACACCGGCAUAAUGAUGAAGCUGCCGUGAUUGAGCAGAGACAGCAGUGUACAGCGCCCCCUGUGGAGAAAGAGGAGAGAGUGCAGGCUGCAGUCGUCAUACAGGCCUGUUGGAGGGGGGUCCGUCUCAGGAGGAGGCUGCGUCAUGCUCUUGCCCAGGCUCAGAGCUCUUAUCCUGGGUACGAUGAUGCCCUGGACUCUCUAGAACCUCUGGAGAUGGAGCAGUUUGAGCUUGACGAGGCGUCUCUGGACCUGGACUGGACUGUACUUUCUGAAGAUGAGUCUGAGGAGCCUCUGUGUGCUAAGACCUUCAUCAAAGCUGUCCUCACCGCCCAGCUCGCGCUCUCAGAGCUGUAG